CUCAUUCUCACCAUGUCCUCCCCCUCCCCCUCCCCCCUCGACCGUCUCGUAUCCCAAUACUACCAACAAGUCGAACUUCCCUCCCUCUCGCUUCCCGACAACGCCAUUCUCCUCACCCCCACCACCCAACAUGCCCUCUACAACCGCAUGUUCAACGAUUCCGACCCCGCCCUAUGGCCGCUGCCCCCCGCGCAAUACCGCAUGCGCGUGCUCAAAUUGAUCAUCGCCCGCCUUGAACAAUCACUUACCAAUCCGGAGGAGGAAGAAAUCAUCGACGACCUCCUCGAAACAUGGGGCGCCUUACUCACGCACCCCAAACCCUCCGCCAUCGAACAAGCCCAACAACUCACCUACAUCAAAUACACCGCCCCGCCGCCGCCGCCCCCGCAUCCAACCACCAGUCCCCAACCACCGAAACAACAACCCGCGCAACAGCGAACCACCAUCACCUCUGAAUCCCGCGGCCUGAUCCUCUCCGCGGGCACCACCGGCUUCCGCACGUGGGAAGCCGCCCUCCACCUUGGGACCUACCUCGCGACGAACCCCAGCGCCGCCCACACCUGGAUCGCCGGGAAACGGGUGAUCGAGCUGGGCGCGGGCACGGGGUUUCUGGGGAUGUUCUGCGCGCAACACCUCCAGCCCCAGUCCGUGGUUGUGACCGAUCGCGAGAUCGCUUUGAUCGAGCAGAUCCAGGAUUGUGCGGGGCGGAAUAAGCUGAUAAGCGAAGGGGACGGCGACGACAACAACAACAACAACAACAACAACAACAACAACAACAACAACAACAACAACAACAACAACAACAACACCCCGGCUAAACGGUUCGCGGCGGGGAUCUGGGAGUGGGGGACUCCAUUGGAUAUUCCCGGGCUGGGUAAUGGUCGUGGUGGUUCCUCGGGAGGAGUGGGAGAUGGCGCAUUGGGUGAAGCGAAGGGUCUUAAGUUUGAUGUCGCGUUAGGGGCGGAUUUGAUCUACGAUGUUGACCUUGUUCCCCUCCUUGUCGCGACCAUCCAGGACCUCUUCACCAACUAUGGUCUGCAGCAAUUCAUCAUCUCCGCCACUUUACGAAACGAGGAUACUUUCCGGACAUUUUUGAGAGCUUGUGAAGCCCAAAAUUUCACGGUCGAGCAGAUCCCCUUCACAUCACCUCCCGAGGCAGAGCAGAAGGGCUUCUAUCAUUCCACGGCUAUUCCAAUCCAUAUAUAUCGAAUCACAAGACCGACAAUUUAACUUGAAUUCCUUCUCGGUGAACGAGAAGAGGGUUUGACGUCGAGUCCACAGGAAUCAAAUAUAUCACUACCAGCUCGCUUACCGAUCUACCCGCUUACUUCGACGUUCGACCUCUUCCUCUACUUAAGGUAAAUCAAUCAUGGUCUCACAUUGUUGAUAGUAAAUCUGUCUUCAAAGACAAAAUCUUGACUUGAGAGUGUGAUCUGCGAAUAAUAGCUGUUUCUAUAAAAAGCCAGUGCUGUUCUGUAUGUA
Molecule: messenger RNA, 1482 nt
Organism: Aspergillus aculeatinus CBS 121060
Lineage: Eukaryota; Fungi; Ascomycota; Eurotiomycetes; Eurotiales; Aspergillaceae
Product: protein-lysine N-methyltransferase
Exons: 4
Coding region: 13-1230 (405 amino acids)
Source: RefSeq, a predicted model, not a curated record